CAUGUAGCUAUAAAACACAAUCAAUACAACAAAUUGUAAACAACUUAGUCAGUAGUCACAUGUACAAAUACAAUCUAGUUGAGUCUAGCUGUGUACUGAAAGUAAAUUGUACGCUGUGAUAACAGGACGUCAAUCCGGCUGCUUCUGAGGACUUUGUAUAUUAUAUCCUGAAAUUAAUCAUCUCUAAUAUUGAAGUACGACUCCAGGGAAUAGCAGUGCAACAGCGAGUGGUAUUGAGAGAAAGUGAACGCAGUCAUAUGAAGUUCAGCCACAAGCUAUAAAAUGGCCACAAUUGAAGAAUCAGCAGAUACUCGUCUCAGAAGGGUUCUGAUAGCAGUUGAUGCCUCGCCCCAAUCUGAGGAAGCUUUCUCAUGGUACUUUGAGAAUAUCCACAAAGAAGAUACGGAGAUUAUUCUAGCCCACUGCCCAGAGCAGCCCAACUUCCCGUAUUAUACAUUCGACACAGAAACCUUGUACAGCUUAGCAUGCAGCACCAAGCCCCAGGAUCAAACUCCAGAAACCAAAGAGCAAGAGUCAAACAAACCCGGAAUGGCUAUUUCUGGCGGCGACUGGGAGAGGGUAGUCCAAGAGCAUAAAGAGGCCACCGAUGAGCUAAUCAAACAUUUCCAGAAACGCCUCCAGGAUCUCAAGGUGAAACAUAAGGUCCACGUACAGCAGCAGGUAGCAGGGGCAGGGGACGCUAUCUGUCAGGUGGCAGAGAGCGAGGGAGUGGACCACAUCGUCAUUGGCUCCCGGGGAAUGGGCGCCAUACGCCGCACAAUUCUUGGCAGCGUCUCCGACUAUGUCCUCCACCACGCCAAAGUUCCCGUCACAGUACAUCUCAGGAGACACUAGACAGUGGACCUAUGACGUCAUUAUACAUAUAUGAGACACUAGACAUUAAUCGUACGGCGUCUCUGUGACUAGUCGAGACAUGAGGUCGUGUCGAUAUAUAAUUACUCGGUUGUUGGUACUUUUAUUUUGACAUUUCUUUUUUCAUUUAAUUUGUAAUAAGUGCAAUGCAGAGGACAUUGGUACAUAAGUUUAAUUUAAUCAGACAUUGGUCAAAUAUAACAGACUAAAUCGUGUAGCAUCGAUGAUAUACGUGUAAAAAGGUGAUUUGAAAUAAAUAAUUGGCGGUAAUCUCGAGU
Owenia fusiformis is the source of this 1151-nucleotide messenger RNA. Lineage: Eukaryota; Metazoa; Annelida; Polychaeta; Sabellida; Oweniidae. The record is from the annotation of a GenBank genome assembly.